CUUCAUGUGUGUGUAAAUCUGGCGCGUGCGGACAAAAUACAUGCGAGGUGAAGGCUUCUACGACGAAAGAGACUAUGCGAAACGGUAAUAACGUUUUGUUUGUUCACGCGUCACUGGUGUUAACUGUUGUAGCGCUACACCAUAGCACAUUUCGACUUGAUCGUCUGCUUCAAUGCCACACACACCACUCUUCCGAUCUGCAAGGCGAGGAGGAAGGGAGAGAAGUGCAUCCUCAGUGCUACACCCUGGUGUUGAAAGAGAGCGACGAAAAUAAAAGCGAAAGAAGCGGAUAUGACGUAGUCGUAAAAUGAUUAGAAGAACUGUUGGUCCACUUACAUUAUUAUGACUCAGUUGGUCGCUUCUGUAGUGAGUUAUUUCUUGGCUGUUCUCAGGAGAUGAUGUAAAUUAUGCGAUUAACUACGCCGAUCGUCUGCAAGGGAAUCCCAGAGAGCGUACGUCUGACAAAUACCGAGGAAGCGACGACGCCUCGUCUGAUCGAAGUUGUCGGUGCCCGCAGUUGGGUCCUUUCUUAACGUUUAGGCCUAGCUACUCGGACGUCGUCGGACACUCAGCCAACGUCCCGUCUGUGCAUAAAUCGAGUGGGCGUCUUCGUGCGGUCACAAUCGUCGACCGCAUUUUACGUGGGCUCAGGCAUGUCUCCGUCGUGAAACGUUGCCACCAUGAGAGAGUUCAAAGUGGUCGUGCUGGGCAGUGGUGGUGUGGGCAAAAGUGCCCUUACUGUGCAGUUCGUGCAGGGAGUGUUCACCGAAAAGUACGACCCAACCAUCGAGGAUUUCUACCGCAAGGAAAUCGAGGUAGACCAGGCCCCGUGCGUGCUGGAGAUCCUCGACACGGCCGGCACGGAACAGUUCGCGUCGAUGCGGGACCUGUACAUCAAGAACGGCCAGGGGUUCGUCGUUGUGUACUCCAUCACCAGUCACCACACAUUUCAGGACAUUAAGAACAUGAAGGAGCAGAUCCUUCGCGUGAAAAAUGCGGACAGAGUGCCUGUGCUACUCGUGGGCAACAAGUGCGAUCUGGAUCACCAACGCGAGGUGACUGUCGCCGAGAUGGAAACGCUAGCUCAGGUGUGGGGCUGUCCGUGCAUGGAAGCCUCGGCAAAGAACAGGUGCAAUGUGAACGAAAUGUUCGCCGAGAUUGUCCGGGAAAUGAACGUGGUACCGCCCAAGGAAAAAUAUCACUAUCGAUGCUGCUCUCUACUUUAGCUGCAGGGUCUAUUCCGUUCUUGGGAGCCACACCAGUGGAGGGACAACAAUCACGCAAGCUUCGUCGUUUUUGCCAAGCCUUGUUAAGAAAAUGGGGAGUGCGACAUUUCCUCAGAGCCGUACGACCCUCCCCGACUUCCCACACAUCCAUCCUUUUUAUGUUAUGUGUUUUUCUAUGUGUGCAAAAACUGUGUCGAGGUGGAAACAACAUCGUGGCAAAAAAGAGAAAGAACAAUGUAGGUGCCUUCCAUUUUUCCUCAAUACUUUUUUUUUUUUUUGUCCUCCGCUCUGUAGGGGCUGCAGCGGACAGUAGGUUUAAUCGAGUGCAAUAAGCUUGCAGAAAGAGCAACGCAGUGAUGCCCAGUGUUCUUCGAGGAGGGAAAAGGAGCUGGAGUUACAUCAGUCCUUCACGGUUAAAAGGCAGCUCCAGCGCCGACUCAAGUGACCUAAGCUGCGGUGAUAUUCCGAAUGAUCAGAUGCGAUUGUGCUCUAUCUGGUAGCUGCUUUUCUAAAGAUUGUACGACGAUAUUUAGGUGUCGUCAGGAACAAAGAGCACGUCAUGAGGCCAGGCGCCAUUUGAUAAGAGGCACGCUUGCCUAACAGGAAGUGUGGGAGUCCACAUCGUACGGGUCUUUCGAGACAAGCUGGUGUUUCCUCUGUUAAGUCUGUUAUCGGAGCAGCUACCGCAAAUUCUGCGGAAACGUUUUUGCGGAGCGACAUCAGUUAUGUAUCUCGGAAUAAUGCGGUUCGUACUUUUUUUUUUUUUUUUUUCCGUGAUCGUGCUGGAGCUGCCUUUCAAACGGGACGCGUACGAAAUAAUCCGUAUUAUCUGGGCAGCAUUUCCAACAUUGCUUUCCCCCCUCCCGUAAGGCAAUUGGGGUUUCCUUCACCUUUUGAAUGUGCCAGAGACUUUUUUUUGAGGCAGCAGUGGGAGGCGCCUAGUCACGGCUUAUCAAAGACUUUAUUAUUUUACGAGGGAAGCCAUUGCCCGUUCUUUUAGGUAGAGAAAAAGCUUAAAGAAAGCGAGCGAGCGAGCAAACGUCGUGCCUCAUUUGAUGUGCAUUACUUUUAUGUGCAUUACAUUUACAUGGUCUCUUGUAUUUCGAUGUCAAAGUUGCUUGGGUGCAAGGCAGAAAUGGCAUUUUAUCUCGCUGACAAAGUAUAUAUUUCAUAAUGCGUGUACCACAAGGAUUGUUUCUUGAAUUGUUUCAACUUCAUCCCGACUUUUUAUUCUGUUGGAUCGUUACGAAAAAUAGAUCGGCACGUUACCAUGAUGCACAGUUUCCAUGUCGCAAAAGUGUUACAUUUGGCACUCUGUGUGCAUGCAAAAUAACGGACGAAGGUCUGGAACAUGACAUGUCAUUCCUGCCAGGUGCUGGAAUGUGGGAUCAUGGUUUUCAAAUGCUUUAUACUUCCUGUAGUCAUGCAGUAAGUUAUGUGGCCUUGACAGUUUUUAUAUAAUUGUAAAAGAACAACAGCGACGAGGCAAACUCCUUGAACGGACGGUUAUUCACACGCGCCAUUCUCAGUCAGAACUAUGAUAAAAAGAAGCAGUAUUCAUGUUUUAAAGCAUGCACAGCACAAAGUAUUAAAAAAAAAAAAAAAAAAAACUCAGUCCAUGCCAUUGGCAUGUUUACACUUGAAACUCAGUGCUGUGUGACGUUCUGUACACAUACCUAGGACUUUUUAUACUACUAAAACUCGUAGCUGCUUUAAGCAAGCAUAUCAAAGCUUUUGGUUUACAUCUGUUCAUACGUACGUAGCAUCUGCUUCUAACAGCUCAACAAUUCUCUGUCAGGAUAGAGAGAGGGGAGCAUAAUUAAAUGCAUUACGUUUUUUGCGAGGUAUUGUGAAAAAAAAAAAAGUUUGUUCCAAAAUGAAAAAAAAAAAAGUUUUUUUCGUGUUAUGUGACGUGGAGUGUUUUCUGUUAUUGUGCACAACCAGUCCUACGUGUCAUUUGCAAAAUAGAGUGGUUAUCAGAUGCGCCGCGGUGGUCACCUUAUUGUGACACACGGCGCAGCUGCCCCAAUAAACCAGAAAAAACGGCCAAUAUUGAACCAACUUCUGCUGCUGCCUUUGUAAUAACAACCCUGUAGAGAUACAAGUGAAUAAAGUUUUUAACAUGUAACAUUCUAUACAAAA
Molecule: messenger RNA, 3368 nt
Organism: Ornithodoros turicata
Lineage: Eukaryota; Metazoa; Arthropoda; Arachnida; Ixodida; Argasidae
Gene: Rap2l
Product: ras-related protein Rap-2a-like
Exons: 2
Coding region: 681-1226 (181 amino acids)
Biological process (GO): Rap protein signal transduction; negative regulation of cell migration
Cellular component (GO): plasma membrane
Molecular function (GO): GDP binding; GTP binding; GTPase activity
Source: RefSeq, a predicted model, not a curated record